CUGCGUGUGACGUAGUGUCGCACGGACUCCACACGCACUGGUUUUCAUACACAGUCAAUGGUUUCGGCGGACAAGAGGGUCGCUCAUUGCGGUAUAAAAUAUUAGUAAUAAACGCUGAAGGCAGGUGCAGUUUUUGUCUGCACCGGCGUCACUGUUCUCCUCUCAAACAGGAAUAUAUUUGGCUCAAAGGUGAUUCUUCAACCCAAAGAUGAAUUUUGAGCAGCCCCCUCCAUACCCAGGUGGUGGCCCCACAGCUCCAGGCUACCCAGCCCAGGGCCCGCCACCACAAGGCUACCCUGCUCCAGGUUAUCCUCCGCAGGGAUACCCUGUCAACAUGGAGCAGCCUAACCCAGCCUACCCAAACUAUGGUGCAGGUCCAAUGGGCCCUGGAGGUCCUUACCCUGGCCCGGGACCUUAUCAAGGAUACCCUGGACAACCACAGUUUGGCUGGCAGGGGGGUCCCCCUCCAGGGCCCAUGUAUGGGGAAGCACCCAAAAACACAGUGUACGUGGUGGAGGACAGGAGAAGAGACGACUCAGCCGACACAUGCCUGACAGCCUGCUGGACAGCUCUGUGUUGCUGCUGUCUCUGGGACAUGCUGACAUAACGUAUUCCCUGAAUGUCCGCUCCCAUUACCCUCUUGUCCCCCAUUUCUGUGCCUCGAGCCCCGUCACCCCAAUCCCCCCCGUCUGCCUUACACCUCACACUCCUUCAAAACCACUCCCACUUAUUUCCUCUCCAAGUCUUAUGCUCGUCAAUUAAAAAAGCCUUGAUCCCAUAUGGACGUCUCCUGAACAAGCCACUUAUUCCUCCUUAAUGUGAACCCUCAGCACUGACUGAUGUCUGACUGACUGACCCUGUACAGGGGAAACUCUGUAGCAGCUUGUAACUGAGCUUCUAAGCAUAACCUGAAUCUCAGGCUCCUGGCUGUAACUUUAUACCAACACGCAAACACGCACACACACACCAAACUAGUUACACAAUAACACGCACACACAUACAGUGUACUUGGAUCUCAGGCUCAUCUAGUGUGAGGCUCUUUGGCACUUUAUGAUGAUUACCUCUGUAAAAUAUUACUCCUGCCUUCCCUCUCAGCCAUCUCCAACCCUCCCUAACCCCGCAUUAAGCUAUGCUUCUCCCUUUCGCCAAGGACAAGCCUGUGUACUAGACCCUCCAUUUCCCACAAGCUACCAAGACCCUGGCUACUAAUGAGCCACGGUUCGCUCUUAAGAAGCUGAUGCUUGAAAUGUGUCCCUUUCAUUUGCACAGAAGCUGUUUUUGCAGACGUUCGUCUUCAAGUGAAAUCAUACUACAACAAAUGGAAUGCAUUUUUGAUGAUGACAGUGAUUUAUGUUUGAUUACUGUUCACAUUCGAAGGCCUCAAUGUUUCUUAUGUUCAUGGUUCUCUUGAUCUGGAAAAUUAUUCCAUUAUUAUUUUUACUAAUAUCUUGGAGAUAAAAACUGAAAAUGUGAAAAAAGUUGUGAUUGCAGAAGAAACCAAAUGACUUGUAUAUGCCUUUUUGCUUUGGAUGAGAAUCUUGCAUUAAAAUAAUUUAUUCCCAUUAA
Notolabrus celidotus (New Zealand spotty) is the source of this 1566-nucleotide messenger RNA. RefSeq names its product cysteine-rich and transmembrane domain-containing protein 1. The transcript has 3 exons. NCBI's taxonomy places the organism in Eukaryota, Metazoa, Chordata, Actinopteri, Labriformes, Labridae. The record is from RefSeq and is a predicted model, not a curated record. The coding region runs from base 209 to 607 and encodes 132 amino acids. Gene Ontology annotation, cellular component: extracellular exosome.